AUGGCUCCUCGUAUAGAAUUCAGUAUCGAGCAAAUUCGAAAUAAGGCCCGCAAAGACCUGCUGUAUUUGCUUGAGGGUGUCCGCGGAAAGAAAAAUGUCAUCCUCGAUCAGAGUCUUGUCGGUCCAAUCGGAACUAUAGUCAAGGUCGCAACUCUUCAAGAAUAUGGAGUGGACAAGUUCUUCAUUUUAGAGAAUGACAACGCCGAUACAAGCCAGCGCAAUGUCGUCUUCAUUUCUCGGGGCGAGUGCGGUCGCCAUGCCGAAGCCAUAGCAGCCCAAAUCAAACGCAUACAGCGCGAAAGCCAAACAGGGCACGAGUUUCACAUCUUUUGGAUCCCUCGCCGAACCCUCGUAUCCGACAAGUUGCUUGAAGAUGCCGGUGUAUUGGGCGACGUCAAUAUUUCCGAACUGCCACUUUCCUUCUUUCCUUUGGAGAAAGAUGUACUGUCCUUGGAGCUCGACGGAUCGUUUCGCGACCUGUACCUCUCGAAGGACGUUACACCAAACUUCCUAAUGGCGAAAGCCCUUAUGGAAAUACAACAAAACCAUGGUCUCUUCCCGCGAGUGAUCGGAAAGGGCGAUAAUGCAAAGCGUGUCGCAGAUCUGCUUUCACGUAUGCGCCAAGAGCUUCUUGCCGGCGAAGGCACAGCUGAAGCAAACAAGAUAGGGCUGACGCCUAGUACAACAAACGAGAGCGUCAUUAUCAUUGAUCGCGAAGUUGACUUUGUCACACCAUUACUUACUCAACUCACAUAUGAAGGCCUCAUAGAUGAAGUCUUUGAAAUACACAACAACCAGACCAAGGUUGACACGACUGUCGUUGGCGCACCGGCGCAGGCGUCGGCUGCAACCUCACAAAGUCGCAAGCGAACGAUACAAUUAGACUCGACCGACAAGCUAUACGAACAGCUACGAGACGCCAACUUUGCCAUUGUUGGUAGUUUACUCAACAAAGUGGCUAGGCGACUACAAAAGGUGCAAAGCGAUUACGAAAGUAAACACAAAACCAAGACUAUUGCAGAGCUCAAGGACUUUGUCAGCCAACUACCAGGAUAUCAACAGGAGCAACAGAGCGUGAAGACGCACACGGGUCUGGCAGAAGAGAUUAUGAAACACACCAGGACAGACGAAUUCAAAGGACUUUUAGAGGUCCAACAAAAUCUUGCCGCGGGAGCCGACCCGUCAAGCCAGUUCGAUGGAAUCGAAGAACUAAUAUCGCGAGACGCUCCGAUAGCGCAGACGUUGAGAUUGCUGUGUAUCUAUUCCUGCAUAUCUGGAGGCAUCAGACCCAAGGAAUUCGACCAGUUCAAACGCCUCAUCCUCCAGGGUUACGGCUACCAGCACCUGCUUACACUCAACAAUCUCGAAAAGCUCCAGCUUUUCUUGUCGAAAUCUUCACCUCUGGCUGGAAUGAUACCCAUCCCAGGUACCAAUGUCGGAGCCGUAACAACAGGCAGCAAGACGAACUACACUUAUCUCCGCAAACAGCUCCGGCUCAUAGUUGACGAAGUCCAGGAGGACGACCCCAACGACGUGUCAUAUGUGUAUAGUGGCUAUGCUCCUCUCUCUAUCCGCCUGGUUCAAUGUAUCCUGCAGAAGCAAUAUCUCCUCUCUGUGACGAAAGGUAACAGCGCGAGCGCGGCGGGAGCGCCCCCAGGCGUCGGUACGCAAGGUUGGCAGGGAUUCGACGAAGCAGUCAAACAUGUCCGUGGUCAGACAUUCUAUGAGCACCAAAAGGGCGAGGACAAGGCUGUCAAAGCGCGAGCUUUGCUCUCCGGCAGCGGUAACAAACAGACUGUUUUUGUUGUCUUCGUCGGCGGUAUCACAUUCACAGAGAUCGCCGCACUAAGAUUCAUUGCCAAGCAGGAAGAAGACCAAUACCUGAAGAAGCCACGAACCAACGCCGCUAUGGGAACAGACUUUGGGCAGAGCUUCCGUAAAGGAAUCGGCAUUCGGAAGAGGGACGUUGACGAGGGAAACGUCAUUGACUCGGUGCCGCCGUCAGAUACCUCACCCAUAUCAGGUGUCCCAGGCCGGAUAUCACCUCCUAUAACCCCAGACGUUGUUUCGGUUCCGCAAUCACGGCAGACAUCUAUGGAGAUAGCCUCUGAGAUUGCUCCGGAAAUCGUGGUGUGGACUGAGGACAUGGAUAUCGCCAAUGCUAGUCCGGUUGAGUCUGACGAUGAGCUGUCGAGUCUCAAAACCGAUUUCGAGGAAGAACCACUUCAGGUCGAUGCCGACCCAACCCCGAUGCAGACAUCCGCUAAUGGCGGUGCUGUCGGCUCUUUUCCAUCGUCAUUAUCGAAUCUCACAGAGCUGUCAGACCUCUCAUCGAUACCAUCAACGGCGUCGAGUAAGGCUACUACCCCUACGCCAGUCGAGGCUGAGGGUUCGCAAGACCAAGAGCAACCGAUCGACGAGCAGCCCUCUUCUCAUCAACAAUCACCGUCUCACGAGGCUGAACGCUACAAUUUCAACAUCAGGCCAAAGGCUUCAAUCCCGACCGAUAUCUCGCCUUACAGGUAUGCAUCAGAAUGCAUCUCGGCUGCCGAGUCGAGCCGACUUAACCCUUAUGCCCUGCAUCCAGAAGAAUAUCACCUCCUUCGUCAUCACAUAUCUUAUGCACAGGUCACAACAUACCUCAACGUCAGAAAUGGGAUCUUACGUCUAUGGUUGAAGCGUCCUUGGGUUGGCGUGACACGAUUAGAAGCAGUUGGGUGCGCAAAUGCCCGCUGGUUCGAUGCAGCCAGUGUUUGCUAUGAUUGGCUUGUUCGUCGAGGUUAUAUAAACUACGGGUGCGUGCAGGUGCCGGAAACCGAAACGGAAGACAGCAUUGCUCCGGUUAGGAGACAGAAGACAAUCGCUGUUAUCGGUGCUGGAAUCUCCGGGCUUGCGUGUGGUAGGCAGCUAGAGGGCUUGUUCAAACAGUUUGCCGAUCGAUUUCAUGAGCGAGGCGAGCCGCCGCCUCGCGUCGUUGUGCUUGAAGGACGAAGUCGCGUUGGAGGAAGAGUAUACUCUCGCGAAUUCCGAACCAAACCCAAAGAGCCAGUGUCAGCCUUUAAAGGCAAGCGACAUACUGCAGAGAUGGGCGGGAUGAUUAUUACUGGAUUUGAUAGGGGAAACCCAAUCAAUAUCCUUCUUCGAGGUCAGCUCAGCCUGCCGUACCAUGCAUUGACGGCGGACACUACCAUAUAUGACAGCAGCGGAAGAGCAGUUGACCCUGUGCGGGAUCAACUGGUUGAGAAGCUGUAUAACGACUGCCUAGAUCGAGUCAGCGAGUACAAGCAUAAGAACCGACCAGCAAAGCUUAUCGAGGGCAGGCGGGAUCUUAUUGAGGAAGGACGAGACAGUCCUGGCGAUGGCAGCAAGACCAUGUUCCAAGAGGAAGAGGCUGCCGCAGCGCAACCAUAUGCAGCACCAGUAGCUCAACAAAAUGUCCCAGAAAAGGUCAACUUAAUACCGGUGUCUUCAGACAAGCUUACUGGCCGCGUACAUAUGGAGUCUGGAACCCCUGCAACCAUCAAAGCAUCAGACAAAGCAAAGCUUAUGGGAUGGACAAUUCGAGAUUCUGCUGAGGGCGAGAACAUCGACUUGGUACCGGCAGUAAACGAGGGGGGUGCAACCUUGGGUUCUGUUCUUGACUCUGCCAUUUCUCAGUACAAACAAAUUGUUGGUCUGAAUGCUCAGGAUCACCGACUCAUCAACUGGCAUGUCGCCAACUUGGAGUACAGUAAUGCAACGAGCCUGCAUAACCUGAGUCUUCCACUGUGGGACAUUGAUGCGGGUAACGAGUGGGAGGGAAGCCACACCAUGGUCGUUGGCGGCUACCAGAGUGUUGCUCGUGGGUUGGCUCAGUGCCCAAGCCCUCUCGAUCUCAAGACCAAGUUCCCUGUCAAGAGCGUAUCCUACCAUACUGGUGAGGGUAUGGCGUCAGCCGCGAUUGAAUGUGAGGAUGGCUCAGUAGUGGAUGCUGAUGCCGUUGUCUGCACUGUUCCUCUUGGUGUCUUGAAACAGAACAACAUCGUCUUCAACCCACCUCUCCCGUCGUGGAAGACCGAUGUCGUUGGGCGCUUAGGGUUCGGCAUAUUAAACAAGGUUGUUCUGGUAUAUGAUGAAAUUUUCUGGGAGCAAGACAGGCAUAUAUUUGGCGUAUUGCGGGAGUCGGCAAACCGGCACAGUACCUCGCAGAAGGACUAUGCUACAAGCCGUGGUCGCUUUUUCCAGUGGUUCAAUGUUUCCAAUACGACUGGCUUGCCAUGCCUUAUUGCCCUCAUGGCUGGAGAAGCAGGCUUCGAGACAGAGCACUCCAGUAACGAUAGCCUUGUAGCCGAGGCAACAGAGGUGCUGCGCCGUGUCUUUGGUAAAGACGUUCCUUAUCCAGUCGAGGCUAUGGUAACUCGAUGGGGCUCGGAUCGUUUCGCUCGAGGAAGUUAUUCUUCUGCUGCUCCCGGUAUGCAGCCUGAAGAUUAUGACGUUAUGGCGCGGCCCGUUGGAAACCUUUUCUUCGCAGGUGAACAUACUAUCGGCACACAUCCGGCUACAGUACACGGCGCCUACCUGUCUGGCUUAAGAGCAGCUUCAGAAGUGUUGGAGGCUCUGAUAGGGCCUGUUGAGGUUCCAACUCCUCUAAUCCUGCCUAGGGAUUCUGUUCUGCUACGCAAGCGAAAAGAGCCUGCCAAAGACCUAAAACCAGCACGGCUGCAGGCCUAUGAACAGGAUAUACAGGCUCAUAUUCAGGCGAAAAUUGGAGAUAGACCUUCUCGCCCGGCCAAGGUCGCUAGUAACCCAUAUAUCCUUUAUAGCAAGGAUUUAUUCGAUGUUGCACGAAAGAGAUGCGAAGAGAACCGAAAACCCGGCAGGGGUGGCCGUGCUGUGCCCAACGAAGUUCGCAUCAUGACAUCCAAGAUGUGGAAGGAGGCUACGCCUGAAGAGCGUAAGCCGUACGAGGAUCAAGCAACUGAAAUGAAACGAGGCUACGCCGAAGCUGUGCAGUCCUGGAACCAAGCGACUGAAAAAUGGGAUCGUGAGUCGGCCGCUCUGAGGGCAGCUUAUGAGAAAGAGAACCCCUUCGAUGCUUAUAAAAUGCAAAUGGAAGAUCCUCGCGAGGCAUCAUACAAGCAACGUCGGACAAGAAAUAUCAGUUAUGCGGAGGACGGUGAUAGCGAUGUUGGGUUCUGA
Messenger RNA from Fusarium pseudograminearum CS3096, 5178 nucleotides. RefSeq lists its product as uncharacterized. The record is from RefSeq and is a predicted model, not a curated record. Gene Ontology annotation, biological process: vesicle-mediated transport. Bases 1 to 5178 code for a protein of 1725 amino acids. The transcript has 5 exons. Lineage: Eukaryota; Fungi; Ascomycota; Sordariomycetes; Hypocreales; Nectriaceae. Gene Ontology annotation, molecular function: protein binding; oxidoreductase activity.